Messenger RNA from Ricinus communis (castor bean), 2709 nucleotides. Its product is annotated as polyadenylate-binding protein 2. Gene Ontology annotation, molecular function: poly(A) binding; poly(U) RNA binding; mRNA 3'-UTR binding. NCBI's taxonomy places the organism in Eukaryota, Viridiplantae, Streptophyta, Magnoliopsida, Malpighiales, Euphorbiaceae. Gene Ontology annotation, cellular component: nucleus; cytosol; ribonucleoprotein complex. Bases 455 to 2431 code for a protein of 658 amino acids. The record is from RefSeq and is a predicted model, not a curated record. The transcript is spliced from 9 exons.
UCGAACGGUCCCCUGUUAAAAUAGAGAAACUCAUCAAACGGUCCAAAGUUCAGUCCUUAAAGACUAAGCUAGGGUUUCAGUCUCCUAAUUAACCAUACUAUAUAAACCACACAGUUACCGUAUUGCCGAUUGCGGUGCAGUUCGUUCUGCCCUCCCACCAAAAAAAAAUACCAAAAAUUAUUUUCUCUCUCCGUCGUCUCUUGUCCGGUAUCAUCCGGUUCUCCGACGAUUUUAUCCCUAUUUUACCUUUCUCUCUCCUAUAUUUUAUCCCCAAAUUACACCUAUAAUAUUUACUUUAUUCAGGAUUUAGGUUAUCAGUUUAGAUUGCUGUUUGUUAUAGGCGUUAUAGCUAUUACGAUCUGCUUGUUCUCUGUCUGUGUUUUUAAUCUCUCAGGGUCUGAUCUUUAAAUAACAAAGAGGAGGUGAAAAACACAAAAAGGACAUUUUUUUUGAAAUGGCACAGAUUCAGGUGCAGCAUCAAUCUGCGGCGGCGGCGGCCCCGAUUCCAGGAGCCAACGGAGCGGCGGCGGCGGCAAGUUCUGGCAGUGUACCAUAUAUGCCUACGUCACUUUAUGUUGGAGAUCUUGACCUGAAUGUGACCGAUUCGCAGCUUUACGAUGUGUUUAAUCAGGUUGGUCAGGUUGUUUCCGUCCGGGUCUGUAGGGACUUGACGACCCGGCGAUCAUUGGGUUAUGGUUAUGUCAACUAUACCAGUCCUCAGGAUGCUGCAAGGGCAUUGGAUAUUCUUAACUUCACUCCUUUUAAUAACAAGCCUAUUAGGAUCAUGUACUCUCAUCGUGACCCAAGUAUUCGUAAGAGUGGGACAGGAAAUAUUUUUAUCAAGAACUUGGAUAAGACUAUUGAUCACAAAGCUUUGCACGAUACUUUUUCAUCAUUUGGGAACAUUCUUUCUUGCAAGGUUGCUACUGAUUCCUCUGGCCAGUCUAGAGGCUACGGUUUUGUACAAUUUGACAAUGAGGAAGCUGCUCAGAAUGCUAUAGAUAAGUUGAAUGGCAUGCUGCUUAAUGAUAAACAAGUUUAUGUUGGACAUUUUCUUCGUAGGCAUGAAAGAGACAGUGCAUCAAAUAAGAAAUUUAAUAAUGUUUAUGUGAAAAAUUUAUCUGAAUCAACAACGGAAGAGGACCUGAAGAAUAUAUUUGGUGAAUAUGGAGAAAUUACUAGUGCUGUAAUUAUGCGGGAUGCCGAUGGAAAGUCAAAGUGUUUUGGUUUUGUGAACUUUGAAAAUACUGAUGCUGCUGCAAAAGCUGUUGAGUCUCUUAAUGGAAAGAAGAUUGAUGACAAGGAAUGGUAUGUUGGAAAAGCACAGAAAAAAUCUGAAAGAGAACUUGAACUUAAAAGUCAGUUUGAGCAGAGCAUGAAGGAAGCUGUAGACAAAUAUCAAGGUGUCAAUCUAUACAUCAAGAAUUUGGAUGAUAGCAUCAGCGAUGAAAAUCUUAAGGAGCUUUUUUCUGACUUUGGUAUGAUUACUUCAUGUAAGGUUAUGCGAGACCCUAGUGGAAUUAGCAGAGGUUCUGGUUUUGUUGCCUUUUCAACUCCUGAGGAAGCUUCUCGAGCUCUUGCGGAGAUGAAUGGCAAAAUGGUUGUUAGCAAGCCACUUUAUGUUGCACUUGCACAAAGGAAGGAAGAGAGAAGGGCAAGGCUUCAGGCACAAUUUUCACAGAUGAGGCCAGUUGCAAUGGCACCUUCAGUUGGCCCUCGCAUGCCGAUAUACUCUCCAGGUGCUCCUGGUAUGGGUCAGCAGUUUUUGUAUGGGCAAGGACCUCCAACCAUGAUUCCUCCUCAGGGUGGAUUCGGCUACCAGCAGCAACUUGUUCCUGGAAUUAGGCCAGGAGGUGCUCCUAUGCCAAAUUUCUUUGUACCAAUGGUUCAGCAAGGCCAGCAAGGCCAACGCCCCGGGGGACGUCGUGGAGCAGUUCCAGUGCAACAGAACCAGCAGCCAGUCCCUCUGAUGCAUCAGCAGAUGCUUCCUAGGGGACGUGUCUAUCGUUAUCCACCCGGGCGCAACAUGCCAGAUGUUCCAAUGCCUGGUGUUGCUGGAGGCAUGCUGUCAGUUCCAUAUGACAUGGGUGGCAUGCCGAUAAGAGAUGCUGCUGCUGGGCAGCCUGUGCCUAUUACAGCUUUGGCUACAGCCCUGGCCAAUGCAUCCCCUGAGCAUCAAAGGACGCUGCUGGGUGAAAGUCUGUACCCAUUAGUGGACCAGCUGGAGCAUGAAUCAGCAGCUAAGGUCACAGGUAUGCUUUUGGAGAUGGAUCAGACUGAGGUUUUGCACCUGCUUGAAUCACCGGAGGCAUUAAAGGCAAAAGUGGCAGAGGCCAUGGAGGUCCUCAGGAGUGUCGCCGCUCAGCAGCACACCAACAAUACUGCUGAUCAGCUUACAUCACUGUCCCUGAAUGAUGGCCUUGUCUCCUAAAAUAUAUUUGGGUGAAGAGAAACAGGUGCAUCAAGUGGUUUUGGACUUCUUAGAGCUAGUUUUCUUGUUGGAUCAUAUCCACAUUGCAUGUUAUAUUUUGUUUUAGGCUUGAGUAAAAUUUGUUGGCAAUUGGAACUCUGUAGUAUACUUUCAUUUGUGCUCUUUAGGAUUCAAGAUAUUUAUGGUAGAACGAGAUGCGAUUUUAUUCUGAAGUUUUGGAAUAUUGUGUUGAUUGAUCAGCAGAAUUGAUAAUAAUGCCACAUGUGGGUGUUCUGAAA